AUGGCCACCAAUUCCUCCUCGUCCGUCGUGCCCGCCGCCGCUCGCUCGUCGACCGACACCAACAACAACGCCGCCAACCAAGUCACCUCGCCGGUCGAGCCGUCGUCGCGCCGCACGAGCUUCAGCUUCCUGCGGCGAACAAAGUCGAACAGCGGCACCCAUCGCAGCGUGUCUGGCGGCAGGAUGGGCAGGAAAGAGAAGGCGCGACGCGAGGAGGAGCUCCUGCGCCAGCAGCGCGAGGCAGCCAUGCUGCCCAAGCAACCGCCGCGCCUGCCGAACCCUCCGGCCCUCCCAACCAUCAACACCUUUGGCGGUGAAAACGCUCCCGCUCCCGCUCCACCAGCUCCCGCCCUUCGCCCCGACUCGUACGCCUACGUCUCUCAGCACGCAGACGUCACCAGCCCAACCAUGGAGUACCGCAGCCCUCAGUCGUUCACCUCGCCUCACGCCGCCGCGCUCCCGCCCAUCACCUCACCCACUGACGAGCUUGGACCUUACGCGCAAGCCGAGAGCAUGACGCACCGCGGUCGCUACAGCUACGCCAGCCCCGGCGUCGGUGCUGUGAGCUCUGCCCGUAGAGUCCGCAGAAGGAAGGACCCUACUCCCUUCAACAUCCUCGUCAUCGGUGCCAGAAACAGUGGCAAGACUUCCUUCAUUGAGUUCCUCCGCACCUCUCUAGCCUUGCCCGAAAAGAAGCGCGCCCACACUCCGCCCGCUCCGCAGCAGGCUAACAGCCCGGACUCGCCCUUCACUUCUCAGUACGUCGAGACGGAGUUUGACAAUGAACGGAUCGGAGUGACGGUUUGGGACUCUGAGGGCCUGGAGAAGAAUGUCGUCGAUCUGCAGUUGCGGGAAAUGGCUUCGUUCCUUGAGUCAAAGUUCGAGGAAACCUUCACCGAGGAGCAGAAGGUUGUGCGUACGGCUGGCGUGCUCGACACGCACGUCCACUGCGUCUUCUUGUUGCUCGACCCUUCGCGCCUAGACGGAAACAUCACCGCAUCUCGUAGGGCAGCCAACGACAAGCUCGCUCCGCCGAUCCGGGUGCUCGGUUGCCUUGACGAUGAGUUCGACCUGCAGAUCCUGCGCAUGCUCCAAAACAAGACGACCGUCAUUCCGGUCAUUAGCAAGGCUGACACCAUCACCACGUCACACAUGGGAUUCUUGAAGCGCAGCGUGUGGGACGGCUUGAAGCAGUCCAAGCUUGAUCUUCUGGAAGUCUUGGGCCUCGACUCCGACGUGGAAUCCCUGGACGAGCGCGACGAGGAUGCGUACAACCACUCUUCGUCUGACAACGAGCACGACAACUUGGAUGCCAUGAUGGCGGCCCGCUCCGACUCCAACACCUCGCGCCCUGACUCCACGACCUCGGCGUCUUCGCCAUCUCCCAACAACAACAACGGGGCCAAGCACCGCAACCGCGUCUCGGCCAUGUCGGCACAGCUGACAUCCAGCACUGACGAGCUGCCGUACAUACCGCUCAGCAUCAUCAGUCCGGACAUGUACGAUCCAGGCGUCGUUGGCCGACGCUUUCCGUGGGGCUUUGCGGACCCGCUCAACACUGAGCACUGCGACUUCCCGCGCCUCAAAGAGAGUGUCUUCAGCGAGUGGCGCGCAGAGCUGCGCGAGGCGAGCCGCGAGCGCUGGUAUGAAGGAUGGCGGACCGAGCGACUCAAGAGGCGCGGCGUCAGCACCAUCGGGCCCAAGAGAGCGGCGACGUCGACGUUUUGA
This is a messenger RNA of Aplosporella prunicola CBS 121167, 1728 nucleotides long. RefSeq lists its product as uncharacterized. Lineage: Eukaryota; Fungi; Ascomycota; Dothideomycetes; Botryosphaeriales; Aplosporellaceae. Gene Ontology annotation, biological process: cytoskeleton-dependent cytokinesis. The record is from RefSeq and is a predicted model, not a curated record. The transcript has 2 exons. Bases 1 to 1728 code for a protein of 575 amino acids. Gene Ontology annotation, cellular component: septin complex; microtubule cytoskeleton; septin ring. Gene Ontology annotation, molecular function: GTPase activity; molecular adaptor activity; GTP binding.